AUGACAGAAUCGGAAAUCGAGGAAUAUAUAUUGGCUGAAAAAGAUGUCUCCGAGUGUGUCAAAAAAGUGGUUUCCACAAUGUUCAGAGUCGGCCCACCAGAUGUUCUCCUAUUAACCACCGCUUCCCUGUUGAAUACUGCAGCUACGGGCGGCGUGUUCAAGACUCACCUUGCCGAUCGGAUGGUAAUUGUUAUAGCUGAGGCAUCACAAGUUCCUGAACCUAUUUUGAUCUGUUUUGUUACGAUGUUUCCGGAUACACGUCAGCUCUACAUCGGAGAUAUUCACCAAAUGCGGCCCUACGUUCAGUGCCCAAGAGAAGCCAAUCCUGCACUUUUCGGGGCUCGCAGCGUCAUAUCUGUCCUAGGACAUUCACCCGGCGUCCCGAAAACUGCAAUGGUGACAAGCUUUAGGGCCCACCCCGCCCUUAAUGCCUUGCCGAACCUCCUGUCGUACGGCGGGACACUCAUCAAUGGAACAACGGUGAACGACCGUCGUCUACUCUUAGAUCGGAUCAGCUUCCCUAAUCCUCACCUCCCCUUCGCUCUCAUUGAUGUCGAAGGAACCUCUGUUCGUGCUCCUACUCGCUCGCACGCAAAUGAGGAAGAGGCUACGAUCUGUCUCUCCCUAAUCCAUCAGCUGCUACAGGUCGGCCUUUCGCCUAGUCAAUUUUGCGUGGUAACCUUCUAUCAAGAGCAAUUCCGCCUACUGUUCGAGUUUGCAUCUGACCGUAACAUCGAAGACCGUAGACUCAAUUCAGGGUCGUGA
This is a messenger RNA of Cooperia oncophora, 765 nucleotides long. NCBI's taxonomy places the organism in Eukaryota, Metazoa, Nematoda, Chromadorea, Rhabditida, Trichostrongylidae. The record is from the annotation of a GenBank genome assembly.